Messenger RNA from Naegleria lovaniensis, 678 nucleotides. RefSeq lists its product as uncharacterized. The record is from RefSeq and is a predicted model, not a curated record. The coding region runs from base 1 to 678 and encodes 225 amino acids. Gene Ontology annotation, molecular function: protein heterodimerization activity. NCBI's taxonomy places the organism in Eukaryota, Heterolobosea, Eutetramitea, Acrasida, Naegleriidae. The transcript has a single exon.
AUGCCACCAAAGAAACCUUCCUCCACAACACCCAAGAAACAAGCAAUACAGGCCAUGGUCUCCCAAAAGACUCCUCGCCGUUCUGUUGCCUCUUCUUCUUCUUCCUCCGAAGAUAGAGAAGCACCCAAGAUUGAAACCAUCACUCCACGCCGAUCCACCAGUAGUAGCAGCAGCAGCACAGUCUCCUCCUCCAAGAAGGAACCAACGUCAUUGACAAAGAUCUCCAAGGCAGAGCCAUCGUCCUCCUAUAAGGGUACCCGUAUUCAGAAAGCAGGCAAGAAGAAGGCAGAGGCCUCAUCCAGUCAGAAACGACGAAAAACACCAGAGGAAUUGCAACAAAUUAAACCAUCAUCGAUCAAGAGAUGUGCCCGAAUGGCUGGAAUCAUGCGUCUUGGAAGGGAUCAUUUAGCCAUGGCACGUGAAAUUAUUGAUAGCGACCUUGCUGAGGUGUUGAAUAAGGCAGCAACAUUGACACUCUACAAGAAAAGGAAGACCAUACAGCAUGUCGAGUUGGCAAAAGUUGUUGAGAGUUUGUGGAGAAUCAAGUUGUAUCCAUUUGCUGAUAAGAAUGUAGAUUAUGCUUCUGCAUUGGAUGACAAUGAAGAUCUUGAUAAAGAUUAUACUGAGAGUGAUGAAAGUGAUGCAACUCACGAGAGUGAAGAAGAAGAAGAUAAUUGA